UUCCCGACGUUCACUAUAUUAUAAGUGGCAGUUGGCCCCAAUAACCAACGAACAAGACCAUCUCCUCUUGAAUGGACUUGGGAACCUGCCCUCUUCAACGCCCAUUCUCCGACAUGAAGUCCUUCAACCUCUCCGCCAUGCUGCUGGUGCCGGCGGCCCAGCUCGUCAUGAGCGCCUUCGCCGACGACUGCAGCGCCCUCGCCACCACCCUGAAGCUGCCCAACACCACCGUCUGGUUCUCGACCGCCCUCCCCGCCGGCACGAACAUCACUUUCCCGGAGAACCACCCAACGUGCGGCCGCCCCAACCAGGUCAUCAACGUCGACAUCUGCCGCGUGUCGAUGCUGACGACCACGGGCCCCGCGAGCAACAUCUCUCUCGAGGCCUGGCUCCCAUCCAACUGGACCGGUCGCUUCCUGAGCACCGGCAACGGAGGAACGGGCGGCUGCAUCCAGUACGAAGACAUCUCCUAUGCCGUGUCCCGCGGCUUCGCCGCCGUCGGUGCCAACAACGGACACAACGGCACCAUCGGCUCGCCGUUCCUCAACAACCCGGGCGUCAUCGAGGACUUCGCCUACCGCUCCCUGCACACCGGCGUCGUCAUCGGAAAGGAGACGACCAAGGCCUUUUACGGCAAGGAGCACACCAAGUCGUACUACCUCGGAUGCUCGACCGGCGGCAGGCAGGGCUUCAAGGAGGCCCAGGAGUUCCCGGACGACUUUGACGGCAUCGUGGCCGGCGCGCCCGCCCUGUCCUUCACCAACCUGACCUCCUGGAGCGGCCACUUCUUUACCGCCACCGGCACCCCGGACAAGCCGACCUUCCUGUCGGCCGCCCUCUGGAACCUCGUCUACAAGGACGUCCUGGCGCAGUGCGACGGUCUUGACGGCCACGUCGACGGCAUCAUCGAGGAUCCGGACCUGUGCCACUACCGCCCUGAGGCCCUCAUCUGCGGCACCGGCCAGACCGAGAACUGCUUGACUGGCACCCAGGCCGAGACGGUCCGCACCGUCUUCGGCGACCUGUACGGCCUGGACGGGACCCUCGUUUAUCCCCGUCUCCAGCCCGGCGCCCAGGCCACGGCCAUGCUGCUCGCCGGCCGCUCGUUCUCCUACACGACGGACUGGUUCCAGAACGUCGUCUACAACGACACCAACUGGGACCCGGCCACCCUCGGCCCCAAGGACUACGCCACGGCCGCCGCGCAGAACCCGGGCAACAUUCAGACCUGGAACGGCGACCUCUCGGGCGUCCGGGACCGCGGCACCAAGGUGCUGCACUACCACGGCCUCCAGGACCCCAUCAUCAGCAGCGACAACUCGGCGCGCUACUACAACCACGUCUCGCGCACCAUGGGCCUCACCUCGGCCGAGCUCGACGACUUUUACCGCUACUUCCGCAUCUCCGGCAUGAACCACUGCAGCGGCGGGCCCGGCGCCAGCUUCAUCGGCAACCAGGAGAAGGCCGUCGCCGGCUACGAGCCCGAGCGCAACGUCCUCUCGGCCAUUGUCCGGUGGGUCGAGGAGGGCGUCGCCCCGGAUUCGAUCCUCGGCACCGCCUUUGUCAACGGCACCAAGGGCGGCGAGGUCGCCUUCACCCGUAAGCACUGCAAGUACCCGACGCGCAACGUGUACAAGGAGGGAGACCCCAACUCGGCGGACAGCUGGAACUGUGUUUAAAAAGUCGCCUUUGUUGUGGUUGUCGUCGUAAAUUCCGAUGUAAAUAUUCUCUUCCCCAAUGACUGGGAUGCUAUCAUGACAACAUGUCAAUAUCUAAUCAGCAACCUUUUCCCUGUACAAAGCACCAUCAUACUCUUUCUGUCUGAUCAGGCCUGUUGCGGGAGGCUCCGUCUCCAUACAACGGGUUUGUUGGAAAGUCUCGUCGUCCAAGGGCUGAAAACCCCAGCUUUCCACUCUAUGUAGUCAGUCUCGUUAGCCCUAUUUCGAGGAAGCAAAGUUACACAUGGUACAUUUCUUGUUUAUUUUAAUGUAUCGUUUCACUCUGCAUAAACAUUAACUAUAUUCUAAGGGUCAAGCCUUCGAGGAAAAUGGCCCAUGGCGGUUUACACAAUAAGACCAGCAGAUAAUUGGCGCUAUGCCCCAAGCUCCAGCCAGCAACCUUAUGGGGUUGUCUCGGCAAUAAAUACAACAACCAGCUCACACUUCUUCUGCCCAUAUCCCUAUUCGAGCGUCUACC
This is a messenger RNA of Colletotrichum destructivum, 2196 nucleotides long. RefSeq names its product Putative tannase/feruloyl esterase, alpha/Beta hydrolase. Lineage: Eukaryota; Fungi; Ascomycota; Sordariomycetes; Glomerellales; Glomerellaceae. The record is from RefSeq and is a predicted model, not a curated record. Bases 72 to 1679 code for a protein of 535 amino acids. The transcript has a single exon.